AUGACAGUGGGAGGAAAAUAUCGUCCCCGAUGUUUCUUUGAUGUAGAACUCGGUGGACAGCCAGCUGGGAGAAUAAUCUUUGAACUGUUCUCAGAUGAAUGCCCUAAAACUUGUGAAAAUUUCAGAGCUUUAUGCACUGGAGAAAAAGGGGUAUCUGAGAAGAGUAACAAGCCCCUCCAUUAUAAAGGAUCUCCAAUUCAUCGUAUAGUGAAAGAUUUCAUGAUACAAGGUGGUGAUUUCACUAAAGGCGAUGGAACUGGGGGUGAAUCAAUUUAUGGAGGGACGUUUCCUGAUGAAAAUUUCAUCUUGAAACACGAUAAAGAAUUUCUCCUCUCCAUGGCAAAUCGUGGCACAAAUACAAACGGUUCUCAAUUUUUUAUUUUAACAAAGCCAGCUCCACAUUUGGAUGGUAUUCAUGUGGUAUUUGGUCAGGUGAUAAAAGGACAAGAAAUAGUGAAAACAAUGGAAGCACAGGCCACUGAUUCUAAAAGUCGACCAACUCAAGAUAUUAAGAUUUCUAAUUGUGGCGAGUUAGUUCUUCAACUUAAAGCUAAAGGUAUGCAGUUUCAGCCAUUUUCGAAAGAGGAAGGUUCAGGGACAGAAGAUUCAUCCAGUUCCUCAGACACAGAGUCCAGUUCUGCAGAGGACAAAAACAAGAAAAAACGUAAAAAGAAACAUAAGAAGAAAGAUUCCAAAAGAAAAAAGAAGGAGAAAAAAGCCAACAAAGAAAAAGAAAAGCUUGAGAAAGAAGAAAAACAAAGAGAGAAAGAUAAAAUAACGACAGUAUUUGGUGAUAUACGUCCAGAUGAGAUACCUGACAUACCAAAUAAUUUCCUGUCCAGGGAUAGAGUUAAAAAUCCUGAUGAUCCCAACCAAGAGAAUGGUAGACGUUCCCCACCAGGUUAUGGACAGAGAAGAGACAUUCAACCAUAUUCUUACCGCUCACGAGCUCACUAUUCUAGUACAGGAAGGAGAAUAAAGGGAAGAGGAACUAUGGUACGUAAAACAAGAAAUGAAAAUAACAGUUUGACAAGAAUGAAAAUAACAAGAUUUCACUCAAGAAGUAGAAGUCGGACUCCACCACAUUGGAGACGAGAAGAAAGUCGAUUAAAACCCCUAGACCAGGUUGAAAAAGAAAAGGCAGAGAAGGAAAGGUGGACAAGAGGGGACAAAUUAGAGGGGCCAGGAGAAAACACCCAAGAUGCAAGAAAUAUGUUGAGUCAGAGAUUUGAAUCUGGACAAACACAGGCAGCUGCUGAAGGGUAA
This is a messenger RNA of Lottia gigantea (owl limpet), 1266 nucleotides long. RefSeq lists its product as hypothetical. The transcript is spliced from 11 exons. NCBI's taxonomy places the organism in Eukaryota, Metazoa, Mollusca, Gastropoda, Lottiidae. Gene Ontology annotation, biological process: protein peptidyl-prolyl isomerization. The record is from RefSeq and is a predicted model, not a curated record. Gene Ontology annotation, cellular component: intracellular membrane-bounded organelle. Gene Ontology annotation, molecular function: peptidyl-prolyl cis-trans isomerase activity. Bases 1 to 1266 code for a protein of 421 amino acids.